Microthlaspi erraticum is the source of this 1173-nucleotide messenger RNA. The record is from the annotation of a GenBank genome assembly. Lineage: Eukaryota; Viridiplantae; Streptophyta; Magnoliopsida; Brassicales; Brassicaceae.
AUGGGUCGAGCUACGAGGUGGUUCAAGGGUUUGUUCGGAAUCAGACCUUCCUCUUGUUCCGGUUACGGUUCCGGCGCCACUUCCAACCGCAUUGACCGCUCUUCAGUCGCAGGAGUGUCUUUAUGCGACAGUUACGAGACGAUACCUCCUAACAUUUCCGAGAAAGAAGCUGCGUGGCUAAGGUCGUUCUACGCGGCUGGAGAGGAGGAGAUAGAGCGUAGAACGCAUGCAAUUGCGGUUGCUGCAGCCACGGCCGCUGCCGCUGACGCAGCGGUUGCGGCGGCUAAAGCUGCGGCUGCGGUUGUAAAGCUUCAGGGUCAAGGGAAGAGUGGUCCGUUAGGUGGUGGAAAACUCCGUAAGAAUCAUCGUGCCGCUAUGCAGAUCCAAUGUGCCUUUAGAGGCUUCUUGGGAAGAAAAGCGUUGAGAGCGUUGAGAGGUGUGGUGAAGAUACAAGCUUUAGUGAGAGGUUUUUUGGUACGGAAGCAAGCGGCGGCGACGCUUCGGAGUAUGGAGGCUCUUGUUAGAGCUCAGACCUCUGUUAAGUUUCAGAGAGCACUUCGCCGUAUCGGAAACGCUGCUGCUCCGGCGAGGAAGUCCACGGAAAGAUUCUCCGGAUCUUUGGAAAACCGAAACAGCGGCGAAGAGACAGCUAAGAUAGUGGAGGUAGAUACAGGGACCCGAUCCGGAACUCAUAGAAUCCGAGGACCCGUUUUAUCCGGUUCGGAUUUUUUGGACAACCCGUUUCGACGCACGCUUUCCUCACCUCUCUCGGGUCGAGUCCCACCGCGUCUGUCAUUACCCAAACCCGAAUGGGACGAGUGUAGCAGCAAAUUCCCGACGGCACAGAGCACACCUCGUUUCGCCGGAGGAUCUCCGUCGAGGAGCGUAUGCUGCUACGGCGGCGGAGUAGACGCUGAUACGGAGGCUGAGGUAGAUGCGCACCGGUUCUGUGUCUUGUCAGGAGAUUUUAACUCACCGGCGGAUACGACGUUGUUCAGGGCGAAACUGAGGUCGCAUAGCGCGCCGAGACAGAGGCCGGAGAUUAAUGCUGCCGGCAGUGGUUGGAGAUGGAGUAUCGGCGGCGGUGGCGGUGUUCGGGUGCAGAGACCGUCGUGUUCCGGUGUCAAAGAAGCCGUGGUCGGAAAUAUCGAAAGACGUAGGACCCAGUGGUGA